Molecule: messenger RNA, 2315 nt
Organism: Ahaetulla prasina
Lineage: Eukaryota; Metazoa; Chordata; Lepidosauria; Squamata; Colubridae
Product: zinc finger protein with KRAB and SCAN domains 7-like
Exons: 7
Coding region: 335-1852 (505 amino acids)
Biological process (GO): regulation of transcription by RNA polymerase II
Molecular function (GO): RNA polymerase II cis-regulatory region sequence-specific DNA binding; DNA-binding transcription factor activity, RNA polymerase II-specific
Source: RefSeq, a predicted model, not a curated record
UGAGCAUGCGCCGGCGUCUUUCCCAAGUCAAGAGAGAUGCGUGCUUCCCGACUCAUUUUCCAGCAAAGGCUUGAAAGCUCCGAUUCUGCUUCCCACCCUCGCUGUGAACUUUCGGACAUUGACGUCCUGAAGGAUUCUCUGCAAUAUUCCACAUAUCGAGAGAGAGCAAGGCAUGUAAGCUGGACAUUUUUUCUGUUCCUUCUGGAAUCUUAAGUAACUUGUCUGGGAAGAGAGCUGAAUGGCCUUGGAAAAUUUGGCCAGACCUCUUGUGGACAUAAAGACCUGUGGAGAUCCUUAAGUCCAUUUUGGAGCUUUAUUAGAGACCAGAGAGAAGAUGGAGGGGCAAAACCCAGCAGAUGCAGAAAUUAGAAAAGGCCCCCCAGCUGCUCAGCCUUGGAGCUGUGGGAAGAAUGGGGCAAUUCCUGGACGGAGGAGCCAUGAAGAGGCAUCCAAUAGUUCAGAGGUCCAAUGCUGUCACUUCAGAAAAGUGCAGUUUCAGGAGGGGAGCCGUCCCCGAGAUGUUUGCACUCAGCUUCACUACCUUUGUCGUCAGUGGCUGCAACCAGAAAAACACACCAAGGCUCAGAUGCUGGACCUGGUGCUCCUGGAACAAUUCCUGGCUGUCCUUCCCCCAGAGAUGGCAAGAUGGGUGCGGGAGUGUGGAGCAGAGACCAGUUCCCAGGCGGUGUCCCUGGCCGAAGGCUUCUUGCUGACUCAGGAGGAGGAAAAGAGGCAAGAAGAGUUGCAGAAAUCGGUGGAAUCUGUGACUGAGUAUCCUGAGGAGAAAGAUUCAUUCAGAUCUUCUCAAGGGCUGCUCUUCAGGGAGAACUUCCAGAAAGAUCAAAGUCAAGAUGCUAUGGAAGUGAGUAGAAAGCUGUCCUUGGAGUUUUUAGAAUCCCCUCUUUGUGCUGGUGCGGAAGGAUUAACUGAACCGCUACUUCAGGAUGUUGUGUCUUUUGAGGAUGUGGCCGUGUAUUUCUCUGAGGAGGAGUGGUCUCAACUGGAUGCUGACCAAAAAAAGCUCUACAGAGAAGUCAUGCUGGAGAACUCCAGGAAUCUGUUUUCUCUGGGCUUUAAUGGGCAAGAAAAUAAGAAUUGCAAGCAGGAAUGCCAAGCGAUCCAUUCAAAAGUGGGGGGAAGGAAAUUUGAAGAUCAGAUGCAACCAGAGAGUGAUGAAACAAAGCAAUUGCAAAGUGGAAUUAACAAUGGUUUUCUUCUGGUCAGUGGGCUUCCUAACCAUACAGUGAUUUAUAUGGGAGAAAGACCGUAUAAAUCCAUGGAGUGUGGAAAGAGGUUCAAUAAAUCCGAUCAUCUCAUUUCUCAUAAAAAGACACAUUCAGAAGAGAAACCAAAUACCUGCAGGGAGUGUGGAAAGACCCUCUGUAAUAAACACUCUCUUAGAAGGCAUGAAAUGAUUCACAAAGGAGAACGACCUUGUAAAUGCAUGGAGUGUGGAAAGACCUUUACUCGUAGCAGUAGUCUUAAUAUCCACAAGAGGAUUCACACAGGAGAGAAGCCAUAUCAAUGCAUAGAGUGUGGAAAGGGUUUUAGUCAUAAAUCUACUCUUCAUUCCCACAAUUUGAUCCACACAGAGAAACUGCAUCAAUGCAUGGAGUGUGGAAAGACCUUCUGUUAUAAUCGUUCUUUAUUAGCCCAUCAAAUGAAUCACAAAGGAGAAACAGCUUAUAAAUGCAUGGAGUGUGGAAAGACUUUUAUUUGUAGCAAUUAUUUUCGUUCCCACAAAAUGAUCCAUUCAGGAGAAAGACCUUAUAAAUGUAUGGUGUGUGGAAGGAGCUUCGCUCGUAGCUGUUAUCUUAAUUCCCACAAGAGGAGCCACACAAGAGUCAUAUAAAUGUUUGCAGUGUGGAGAUGGCUUUAGAAAUAGUUGUGAUCUCACUUUCCAUAAAAGGAGCCAUACGGGAGAAAAAAACAUGAAUGCGUGGAGUGAGGAAAGAACUUUGCAAGGAGUAAAGCUCUUACUUGCCAUAGAAGUAUCCACACACAAGAGAAACUACUACUAUUGAGCUAGGUACUACAUAUACGGUACCUGUGCAUUUUUUAUUUAUUUAUUUUUUUUUGCCUAUGCACUACCUGACUCUGUGGUCUCAUCCCAAAAUCCCCAAAACUUUAACCAAAGAUUGUCUACUGUUGACCUCACCCCAUUCCUAAGAGGUCUGUAAGGGGCGUGCAUAAGAGCACAAGCGUGCCUACCGUACCUGUCCUAAUGUUCCCUUUGGUUGAAUUCAAUUUGUGUGGUUAUUUCAUGCUUAUACUUAUAUAUAUUGUUGUGUUUGACAAAAUAAAUAAAUGAAUUA